Malassezia pachydermatis is the source of this 1299-nucleotide messenger RNA. RefSeq names its product tryptophanyl-trna synthetase. The coding region runs from base 1 to 1299 and encodes 432 amino acids. Gene Ontology annotation, biological process: tryptophanyl-tRNA aminoacylation. Gene Ontology annotation, molecular function: ATP binding; tryptophan-tRNA ligase activity. Gene Ontology annotation, cellular component: cytoplasm. The transcript has 3 exons. Lineage: Eukaryota; Fungi; Basidiomycota; Malasseziomycetes; Malasseziales; Malasseziaceae. The record is from RefSeq and is a predicted model, not a curated record.
AUGGACGCCGUGACGAAAGGCCUUGAGAAGACCUCACUUGCUCCGGAGAGCACCGCGCAAGAAUCCCAGGGCCAGAGGGUGACGCCUUGGGACGUGGAAGGCGGCUACGUUGACGGAAAACAAGUUUCCAUCGACUAUGAGAAGCUCAUUAAGGAUUUUGGUACUCGCCGUAUUGAUGAUGCGCUGCUGGAGCGAUUCGAGCGCGUGACAGGCCGUCGUCCUCACCCCCUGCUGCGUCGCGGAAGCUUUUUUAGUCACAGGGAACUCGAUGUCAUUUUGACUCGUUAUGAACAACAGAAGCCGUUCUAUCUGUACACGGGUCGUGGCCCAAGCUCAGCUUCGAUGCACUUGGGCCACUUGAUUCCGUUCCUUUUCACACAGUGGCUUCAGGAUGUGUUUGAUGUUCCGCUUGUGGUCCAACUGACUGAUGACGAGAAGUUUUUGUUUAAGAACGAGCUGAAGAUUGAUCAAGUGCAGAAGUUUGCCUUUGAAAACGCCAGAGAUAUCAUUGCAUGUGGAUUCAAGCUCGACAAGACGUUUAUUUUCUCGGACUUGGAUUAUGUGGGUGGUGCUUUCUAUCAGAACAUUAUCCGUAUCUCGCGUCUGAUCACUGUCAAUCAAUCGAAGGGCACGUUUGGCUUUAACGACAGUGAUAGCAUCGGCAAGUUGCACUUUGUCUCCAUCCAGGCCGCGCCUUCGUUUAGCAACUCAUUCCCUCAAAUCUUUGGCACGCGCUCUGAUAUUCCCUGCCUAAUUCCAUGUGCCAUUGACCAGGACCCGUAUUUCCGCCAGACGCGUGAUGUGGCUGUUCGUUUGAAGUACCCCAAGCCCAGCUUGAUUCAUUCCAAGUUCUUCCCUGCACUUCAGGGUGCCCAAACGAAGAUGAGCGCCUCGAAAGAAACGUCGGGUAUUUUCAUGUCCGACACACCUAACCAAAUUAAGAACAAAAUUAACAAGUACGCAUUCUCGGGUGGUCAGGAGACGCUGGAGGAGCAGCGCCGUCUGGGUGGCAACCCUGAUGUCGAUGUGAGUUUCCAGUACCUCACAUUCUUCGUUGAUGAUGACGAUGAGAUCAAGCAGAUUGCGGAGGACUACCGUGCUGGCCGCUUGCUGACCGGUGAACUGAAGAAGCGCUGCAUUCAGGAGCUGCAGCGUGUUGUCGGCGAUUUCCAAGCUCGUAAGGCACAGGUGUCAGACGAUCUCGUGCGCCAGUUCAUGGACUCUUCGCGCAAGAUUGACCCUACCCCACCCGUCCCUCGUGGCCAAGUGAGCCCACCGUCCGCGGAGGCGUCCAUGUAG